GCAUCGCCGCAGAAAGAAGCCAAUCUCCACUCCCGUGCUGCUCUCUCUCUCUCUCUCCCUCUCUCCUCUUUCUUUCUGUGUGUGGGAAAGAGAGGUUGCCAUGAGCCCUCAGGCCCGCACCCCCGACGCUGCGACUACCACCAUCACCUCCGAGCAAGCCGCCGCCACCACCACCUUACAGGACCAAUCGGCUACAACCACCAAUAACAACACAUCUGAGAGCGAAAUCGUCACCACCACUACUGCCGCCACCACUACGAACAACAACGGUUCUGCCUUGGACAGCGAACUAAUGAUGAGCCUCAUGGAGAGGCUCCAACGCUACCCUUCUCUCCUUAACACCAAUUCCUUCCUCUCUCAGCCUCUUGAGGAUCUCUUCCUCUCCCUUCCUGACGAAGACGAAGAUGAAGAUGAAGAUGAAGAUGACGAAGAUGAAGACGAGGAUGGAGAAGGGGACCACGAGGUAAACGCUGAUUACCGAACCAGGCUUGCCAAAGAGGAGGCGAAGCUUGAGAGGGAGCUCAUCCGGAUCAUACAGAGCGGCAAGGCCGCUGAGACCCUCAAGCCCAACUCCGGGCAGGCGGUGACGGUCAGAGACUCGCAUAUCUGUGUCGGAUUCCAUGAGGAGCCUCGUCAGGGUUAUCGAGUAUGGGAAUGGCAUGGACACGUCCUGCUCUAUGAUGAAGUGCAGGGUUAUUCGCCCGAGUACAUCUAUGGAAACUAUUUCGAGAAGAUGGCCGCCGCUUCAAAGGACGGGCGCUUCGAGGAGAAGGAUAAUCCGUUUGCAAGUUCUGGUCUCCGAGAGCUGAUCGGUAGUGGGGGUGCUCUGAAUGGUAGGAUUGUGAGGAGGAACAUGGGCUCUGGUGGGAAUAGAUAAAUGGGUUCUGAGGGUCGUGAAGUGGUUACUUCGAAGACCAUUCAUCUGAUUGAGUUAAAAUUUUGGGUACCCAUCAUCUGGAUUCCAGAGUUCCUUUUUUCUUCCCUUUUUGGUUAGGUUAUCUGUUUGUUGCAGAUUUAAAUGCACAUCUCUCUCGAUUUUGCUAGAGUGAUAUUUUUUCUCAAUUGCAAAAUUUGGAGAUUAAGUAAAUGGAUAAUUAUAUGCUAUGGAUUUUGAUACUUGUUUGCCAUGUUACAUAUGUCCAUCAAUCAAAUUUGCUAUAUUUUGAAACUGAA
Molecule: messenger RNA, 1173 nt
Organism: Nymphaea colorata (pocket water lily)
Lineage: Eukaryota; Viridiplantae; Streptophyta; Magnoliopsida; Nymphaeales; Nymphaeaceae
Exons: 1
Coding region: 101-877 (258 amino acids)
Source: RefSeq, a predicted model, not a curated record